Chenopodium quinoa (quinoa) is the source of this 1600-nucleotide messenger RNA. RefSeq names its product fibrinogen alpha-1 chain-like. Bases 402 to 1268 code for a protein of 288 amino acids. The transcript has 2 exons. NCBI's taxonomy places the organism in Eukaryota, Viridiplantae, Streptophyta, Magnoliopsida, Caryophyllales, Amaranthaceae. The record is from RefSeq and is a predicted model, not a curated record. Gene Ontology annotation, molecular function: electron transfer activity.
UUAUCAACUUAAUCUCUUGUUUUCUACCAACAAUUUAAACCAACCCACUAAAACUGUGUAGUUAGCACUUUAGCAGUAUAUCUCUUGACUUUGAUUUGAUCAAUGCUGGAAUAUUUGGCACAAUAAUACUUCUCUUCAGAUCAGUUGCAAAGUCUUAAGGGUUGUCUAUUUUUGACAAACCAAAUUUCGACGAAACUUGUAAAUAAUCUUUGCUCCACAUAUAUGCAUUAUAUUCCCUAUAUAAGCCUUGUGUAGCAAAAGAGAUGAUCAUCGCACCAUUAAUCCUACAUUCAUCUAAGUAUCUUGUUUCUUUGAUUACUAGCUAGCUAGUAAUUAUAUACAAUAGUAGUACACUUUAUUGGUUUUACUUGUAAGUUUAAGAAAUAUACCAAUUGUCACACAUGAAUACCGUUAUUAAUUCGUCAGUAUGUAUCCUAGUUAUUACAAUACUAGGAGCUUCUUUGUUGGGAACAUGCAUGGCCAAUAAGGAGGUAAAGGCAUUGACAACACAACGUUGGGGCUGGGGUUGGGGACGAGGCCAGGAUACACCGCCUGCUCCUUCUGAAGGACGAGGUUGGGGUUGGGGGUGGGGACGAGGACAGGAAACACCGCCUGCUCCUCCUGAAGGACGAGGUUGGGGUUGGGGAAGGGGUCAGGAAGUGCCUCCUCCUCCCCCUCAAAGGGGGUGGGGUGGUUGGGGUUGGGGUUGGAGUGGGGGAAGGGGUAGGGGAAGGGGAAGGGCCCGAAGGGGUCAUGAUGCACCGCCUGUUGGUACCCCUCGGGGACAAGGUGAGUCGCCUGCUCCUGCUGGUACCCCUCGGGGACAGGCUGAGUCGCCUCCUCCUGCAGGUACCCCUCAGGGACAGGGUGACUGCCCUUUCUCUAAGAGAAACUGCACAGAAGGGCCUAACAAGAUUGUUGUAGGAGGCUCCAACAACUGGAACUUUGGCUUUAAUUACAGUGACUGGGCUCUCAAAAAUGGACCCUUUUAUGUCAAUGAUGUCCUAGUGUUCAAAUUCAAUGCACCAGUAAACGGGUCACCAGGCCACAGUGUAUACUUACUGCCGGACUUCCAGAGCUACUUAAAUUGCGACUUAAGCAGAGGAAAGCGAGUGGCUACUACCACCCAAGGAGGUCGAAGCGGAUUUGAGUUCAAGCUCACCAACUGGCAGCCUCAUUACUUUGCUUGUGGAGAACACAAUGGCAUCCACUGCAACCUUGGCAUGAUGAAGUUCUCUGUCAUGCCUAUCUUUCGCUACUGGAACUAGUUGCUAACAGUUCGCCAUCAACUUCUAUGUUCUAGCCCCACCACCAGCCGAAGGCAUGUUACUGUGCUAAGGGAUUAGAACACAACACGACACGUUUAUUACAUUUGGUUUUAUACUUUUGUGUUUUAUUUACAUUUUGUUUAGAAUCAUUAAGACUUUCCCAUUUUCUGCGGGUUAUGAAAUUUGACCGUUUUGCAUUUUGGAUAUGUAACAUGUUUGCUGAUAAUGUCAAAGUAUCAGAUCAGGCUAAAAUAUUCUAUAUUUAUGGUCAUGUAAUGCAUAAAGGUUUAUUCAAAGUGAUUUAUACUUAAAAAUUGAUUACUUUUUGAUAA